This is a messenger RNA of Gadus morhua (Atlantic cod), 2576 nucleotides long. RefSeq names its product lysophosphatidic acid receptor 1 (gene lpar1). NCBI's taxonomy places the organism in Eukaryota, Metazoa, Chordata, Actinopteri, Gadiformes, Gadidae. The transcript has 3 exons. The record is from RefSeq and is a predicted model, not a curated record. Gene Ontology annotation, biological process: G protein-coupled receptor signaling pathway. Bases 414 to 1532 code for a protein of 372 amino acids. Gene Ontology annotation, molecular function: lysophosphatidic acid receptor activity. Gene Ontology annotation, cellular component: membrane.
ACGAACAACUCCGAACUGUGUCUAGGCGCUUGCGCGCGUGAGUACCGUAGUGUGUGUUUUUGUGUGUGCGUGUGUGUGUGUUUGUGUGUGUCCGCGUGUGACGUCACCCUCAGACAAAGGUCCUCUCGUGUAGGAGCGGCGGUGUGUGAGCAGAGGGAGGCACGGCGCGGGACGGACACAGAGAGUCUGUAUGCAGGAGAAAAACCAGGAGGAGAAGAGUAAGAGAGAAUUUGUAGGAACGUUAAAAUGAGAAGAUUCCACGUGUCUGUUUUGGAUUCGGAUAACAACCAGCUGUCUCUCUAGACCGGCCGAGGAAUCCACAUUUGGGAGGAAUUUUACGCACAGCGCGUCAAAGUGUUGGGCUGAACUCCGCACCGCCCAAGCUGAAAAGGACCCCGUAACAGGCAGUCAUCAUGAUGAUGUCGGAGGAGGACGCGGAGCAGUGCUACUACAACGAGAGCAUCGCCUUCUUCUACAACCGCAGCAUGAAGCCGCUGGCCCGCGAGUGGGACGCGGUCAGCAAGCUGGUGAUGGGGCUGGGCAUCACGGUGUGCGUCUUCAUCAUGCUGGCCAACCUGCUGGUGAUGGUGGCCAUCUACGUCAACCGCCGCUUCCACUUCCCCAUCUACUACCUGAUGGCCAACCUGGCGGCGGCCGACUUCUUCGCGGGGCUGGCCUACUUCUACCUGAUGUUCAACACGGGGCCCAACACGCAGCGGCUCUCCGUGUCCACCUGGCUGCUGCGGCAGGGCCUGAUCGACACCUCGCUCACCGCCUCCGUGGCCAACCUGCUGGCCAUCGCCAUCGAGCGUCACAUCACCGUGUUCCGCAUGCAGCUGCACACGCGCAUGAGCAACCGCCGCGUGGUGGUGGUGAUCGUCGUCAUCUGGACACUGUCCAUCGUCAUGGGCGCCAUCCCCAGCGCGGGCUGGAACUGCAUCUGCGGCCUGGACUACUGCUCCAACAUGGCCCCGCUCUACAGCAACUCCUACCUGGUGUUCUGGGCCGUGUUCAACCUGCUCACCUUCGUCGUCAUGGUGACGCUGUACGCCCACAUCUUUGUGUACGUGCGGCGGCGCACCAUGCGCAUGUCCCGCCACAGCUCGGGCCCGCGGCGCAACCGGGACACCAUGAUGUCCCUGCUGAAGACGGUGGUGAUCGUGCUCGGAGCCUUCAUCCUGUGCUGGACACCAGGUCUGGUCCUCCUCCUGCUAGACGUCUUCUGCCCCAGCUGCACCGUCCUCACCUACGAGAAGUUCUUCCUGCUCCUGGCCGAGUUCAACUCCGCCAUGAACCCCAUCAUCUACUCCUACCGCGACAAGGAGAUGAGCGCCACCUUCAGGCAGAUCCUGUGCUGCCAGCGGCAGGAGAACCUCAACGGGACCGUAGCGGAGGGGUCCGACCGCUCGGCCUCGUCCGUCAACCACACCGUGCUCAGUCCUGGGGGCGGCAGUAGUGGUGGUGGUGGUGGUGGUGGAGCACACAACCAACACCACCAGCUUCAGCACCACAACGAACACUCAGUGGUGUGAGCGGUGAUCCCGAGGAACGGGGUGUGGAGGGAGGGGUUCAGACUUAGAUCAAGGGUUCUAGAACUUUUUCAUGACGGGACCCCAAAGGAAAGGAGGGGGGUGUUUGACGGACAGGCUGCAGAAUACGCACUUAGACCAUGGAGAGGUGGAGGAAGUGGAACUGAGGAAGAGGAGGAUGUGAAUCGUGGUGAAUAGGAUGAGGAAGGGGAAGGGAUCAAUUGAAACAGAAUCAGUGGCUGUUUUUGGUUUCGUUUUGUUGUUGUUUUUUCUAUUAAACCUGUUGUGUUUGCAACUGAUAUAAACUAUUUAAGGAGUAAUCUGUGAAGUGAAUUUGAUGCCAGUACAGCCCUGCUCUUCCUGUUUCCUGUUAAACUCCGUCCAUUGCUGUUGUAGUUAUUUUCAUUUGUAGUCCUCAGGCCAUCUUUGCCCACAUAACUGUUUCUAGAAAAUGUACAUGUUAAUGUGUUCAUUUCAACAAGCAGCCACUGUUUCUUUUAGUUUAGGUUUUAGUUAAAGUUUCAAAUUCAGUCUAGGUUUUAGUCUUAGAUUGAUUUGAAAAAGACUCAUCCUCCAGUCAAACUUCUGGACCAUGGAAUCAUGGGAAAUGUAGUCUAUUGGUAUAUUAUUCAAGGACCAUGCAUGUUGUUUUACAGUUACUUAAAUGUCCGGCAAAAAAAGUGUAUUAAGAAAUCCAGGAGGUCAUAUUAACCCUCCCAUGAUCUGUCAACUUCUUUGUCCUAUAUACAGUUUACAUUAACUAUGUCGUGUCUGUGAUUGUGCGUGCACAUGUGUGUGACUGUGAAGCCAUCCCAGUAUUGAUCCCAGUAUGACUCAUGAAGGCCUUUCCCCAGUAUGAAGGAACUCCGUAGAGGGCGGUAGAAGCACUAUUACUAUGUUAGCACAGGUUCUGCAUCCAGGGGGACUCUGUGAUCAACUGUCUGUUGAUUUAGGUUCAAGAUGUCUUGAUAUAUUCAUUAUAGUCUUUUAUAACAUGAAAUGUGUGCGUGCAGUGUUCAUGUAAAUAAGAGAGUAGCCGACACUAAA